AUGUCAUCCUAUAGACUGCAUUACUUUAACGGCCGUGGACGAGCUGAAGUAUCUCGUUUAAUAUUCGCAGCUGUUGGUCAAAAAUUUGAAGAUAUACGUUAUGAACAAAAUGAAUGGCCAACACAUCAAGCUCGAAUGCCUUUAGGUGAAAUGCCUGUUCUUGAAUAUGAAGGAUUUAAAAUACCCCAAUCGUUAACUAUUGCACGUUUUCUUGCCAAACAAUUUCAAUUAGCUGGUAGAGAUAAUUUUGAACAAGCAAAAGUCGAUGCUAUCAUUGAUACAAUUAGUGAGUUUGCAUUAAGCUUAGGUACAAUUUCUCGAGAAAAAGAUGAAACUAAAAAACAAGAAGGUAUGCGUAAGCUUUUCACAGAAGACAUACCGUAUCAUUUACAACAUCUCGAAUUAUUGGGCAAAUCAUAUGGCGUUGGUGGUCCCUUUUUUGUUGGUAAUCAUUUAACAUGGGCAGAUCUAUAUUUUUAUGAUGCAGCAGAAAGUCUUCUUCGAAUUAGUGGAACUGUUUUGAAUAGAUUUCCAUGGUUAAUAUCAAAUCGUCAAGAAAUUGAAAGACAACCAAAAAUCUCAGCUUAUCUCAAGAGUCGACCGCAAACACUUUUUUGA
Messenger RNA from Rotaria socialis, 618 nucleotides. NCBI's taxonomy places the organism in Eukaryota, Metazoa, Rotifera, Eurotatoria, Philodinida, Philodinidae. The record is from the annotation of a GenBank genome assembly.